This is a messenger RNA of Meloidogyne enterolobii, 1088 nucleotides long. The record is from the annotation of a GenBank genome assembly. Lineage: Eukaryota; Metazoa; Nematoda; Chromadorea; Rhabditida; Meloidogynidae.
UCCUGACCCAGCUCGAUCACUACUAUCAUCCAUUCAUUUUCCCAAAUUAUCCUCUUUAUUUAAAGACAAAUGCUGCCUCAAAUACUCAAAGUAGUACUUCAUCUACAGCUCAACAACAACCAAAUCAACUACCAAAUCAACAACAACAGCAACAACCUUCAUCUAAUUCAAUGAAUAAUAAUGGUAGUGUUGGUAAUAAUGGACCUAAUACUGGAGCACUUCCAUUGGAAGAAACUGGACAUGAUUCGGUUACUCAUCGAGCGUUGUUGAAGAAUGAAUUGUUGAAACAUUCAAUUAUUGAUGUUAGGAGUGAUUGCGACAGUACCGAUAGUGUCCAAAUUUUACAACGAAGUACACCUCAUUCUUUGUUCAAAUAUACACAUAAAGUGCCAAAUUCUGUUGGUGGUAGUUUGGCAAAUGCAGCAUCACCUUUAUUUUCAUCAAGUCCACUUUCUGCAGACAGUCAACGUUUAUUAAAAUCUCCAAGAAAACCACAACGAAAAGUUCCAAAAAAUCCAUAUAAAGUUUUGGAUGCUCCAGAACUUCAAGAUGACUUUUAUUUAAAUCUUGUUGAUUGGUCAAGUCAAAAUAUGUUAUCUGUUGGUUUAAAUACUUGUGUUUAUUUAUGGAGUGCUUGUAAUAGUCAAGUAAUUAAAUUAUGUGAUUUGGGCAAUGAAAAUAGUGAAUCUGUUACUUCUGUUCAAUGGUCUGAACGUGGAGAUUUAUUAGCUGUUGGAACUCAUAAAGGAAUUUUACAGAUUUGGGAUACUCGUACACAAAAACGCAUUCACAAUAUAAAAGUUCAUGAAAUGCGUAUUGGUUGUUUAGCUUGGAAUGAUAAUGUAAUAUGUUCUGGUUCACGCGAUCGUUGCAUCAUUUAUAGAGAUUUGCGUGAAAGUAAUAAUGUGACUGAAAAACGUUUAAAUGCCCAUAGACAAGAGGUUUGCGGUUUAAAAUGGUCCCCAAACAAAGAAUAUUUGGCUUCUGGUGGUAAUGACAAUCAAUUGCUUGUUUGGAGUCUUCGUCGUAAUGAACCAAUACAAACUUACACGGAACAUAAUGCUGCUGUUAAAGCUUUGGCUUGGUAA